Molecule: messenger RNA, 2330 nt
Organism: Dunckerocampus dactyliophorus (ringed pipefish)
Lineage: Eukaryota; Metazoa; Chordata; Actinopteri; Syngnathiformes; Syngnathidae
Gene: c1h7orf57
Product: chromosome 1 C7orf57 homolog
Exons: 8
Coding region: 134-793 (219 amino acids)
Source: RefSeq, a predicted model, not a curated record
GACACAAUGCACGAUCUUCGAUUCGGAAAGGAAGUGAGCCUCUGAAGUCACCGGAAGUACAUUGUGCCGUUAUUCGUUGGUCCUUCCCACUUCGUAUUUGCAGAAUAAGAAGCAGCAAACGAUUUCAUUGACUAUGAGUGCUGUGGUACCAAACCAUCGGAGAACCAAGCCUGGAGGCAUAAAGCCCGGAGCAGCAGCCGGUGGUGCAGCAGGUCCGACGUCUCAGAUCCCUGGUCUGUCCCAGAGCGCUGACGAGAGUGCCCCAGUGGAGAGGAUCAGUGGACGCCGGGUUGGGAUCUUUGAGUCUGACUCAGACUACGUUAAGCUUGCAAAGCAAGGCGGCCACAAAGGGCUGUUGAGCCAUGAUGCCGAUGAUGACGAUCAGCCGAAGGCACCCUACGUUCCCAACAACUGGUUUACAGGUGAUCACUCAAACAGCGGAAGCAAAGCAACAUCUCCCAACGGCCAGGCGAAGGGCGGCAGGCAGCCUUUGCUUGCACCGUUUGGCACUGAUAACAGUUCCUCCUGGGAAAGAGAGGCCGAUAGCUUUACUCAUGAUAAAGAUAAGAUGUCUCCUGAGCUCACAGCCGUGGAGUUGGAGCGGCUGUCUGUGAGCAACAAAUACAAGAGAAUGUCUCAUGAUAAGCGGACCCCCCCGGUCAGCAUGUCCAAGCUGUUGAGUCACGGCUACGUGGAGGACAAAAAGAAGUCUCCCAAUGACGACGACACCUCAAGCGUGACCUCGGAGCAAACGAGCACCGUGGCGACCGAGGACGUGGACGACAUAGAGUAGCGCGCGCCUCGACAUUCCCACAUUCACUCACUCCUCUUGUACGUCCACUGACUGUUUGUACUCACGUUUAUGCAGAGGUACGAGCCCUUCCAUUCCAUCCGUUUGCGUCAGUCUAGGAGGUGGGGGGGGACAAAAAAAAGAGGCAUUUUAUCAAGUAGAUGUGACGCUGUUGUUUUUUUUUUUUUUUUUCCUUUUUGUAAUGCAAUUCCUCAAUUUGACAGGCAACUUGCGAGUUAACUGUUUGGUUCUGUUCAUGUUUGCACACUAGCUCAUCAUUUUCAUGACCUACGUGUGUGAAGAUGGAGCAGGUCAACCGUAGACGUGUUUGUACUAAUGACCUUUAGUUGAAGUGACGUGAAAUAUGAUUUCUGUGUGUGCGUUGGAGCGGCAAACCUGCCGCUCUUAGAAAGUGACGUUUAGCUUGUCGUUCUGCAAAGCAGUUCUGUUCUAGCAGUGUUGCCCACACAUUCAUGUAUUUGUGGUGGCCCGCCACAAGUACAUCUGGACUACCACAAAUACAUUUGACCACAAAUAGGUUUGGCACUACCUAUUCGCCUGUAGUUUUUUUUUUCCCAAAAAUGCGACAAAUCUACUGAGGAGAUUGUUGGCGAUUCUGACAUGAAAGCAUGUGUCACUCUUCUCAACAAGCGAGUGCUCCUGUGGGCCCCUUUCCCUGCUAAAAGCAGACAUAAAAAAAAGCUACCCAAUAAAGUUCAUUUGUGUUUUGCUUUUCAUUUUUGUUUUUCCCCCCAUUCCCUUUUUGCAAAUGCAUCAUGGCCAAUUUUAAUUGCAAAUUCGACGAUGGCCACAACCUACGACCGCCACAAAUAGAUCACAGUCCUGUGGGAAACACACUUUGCGCUCAUGUAUCGUUCAUGUUGCUGUUAGGAAGCACAAUGUGCCAAGUGUUCAUACUGUCAAUUGCAAUCCUGUUGCGUUCUCUAGUCUGCCACGGCAGCGUGUCAUGAGGAAAUGCUGUGCAGGACGACAAGCUUUAAGCGUACAUGCACUGGGAGCGUUAACGACGCUUUUCAAUGUGCAAGUGUCUUCUGAACACGCUCACCAUGCAGCAGUGCGGGCGUCAUGACAAGCCUUCUGUCCCGUUUCUGACGAGAGAGGUGCACCAGUGAAAAUCUGAAAAGAGAAGUGGAACAUCCCAAAUGUUACUUUUGCACCAACAGUGACGAGAAAGUCCAUUUCCCACUGGGAAACAUUUUGAAGACAGAAAUGCUGCAGGUAUCUCACUGCAGUGAGGAGAUGUUCAACACAACACAACACAAGCCUUGUGUGUUCGACGUGACGCCAGUGCGGCAAAAAUGGGGGAGUUAUUUACUUCUGAUAUUGUCUGCUUGGAAACACAGGUUGGUUUUUCUCCAACUCUUGGUGCUUAUUGUACCAAAGUGCGGCGAGUUAGUGCAUUACUGGAGUUUUGUUUACAUACUAAGGUGGGGAGAGGAGGUCGCUUAAGUAACACAAAUGUUCAGUGUAAUAUACCCUACACAUACGUUUUAUUUUAAUAAAUGGGCAUGUGCAUGUA